AGCUGGAGAUCCUUCUGUACGAGCAGCAAGCGGUGAUCGCUCAGCUUCUGGAAUUUUACACAGCAUUUGACCUUCAGGCUCUCUUGAUAGAGAAGGAGGAACCAUCAAUAAUCCCUCCUGAAGCUGUCGCAGCGGCGGCAGCGGCGGCGGCAGCAGCAGCUCCUGCAUCUGAUGACUCUGAGAACAGACUCCCGGAUGAAGCCUUCUACCGGAGUCUGAACAAUGCUCACCGAGAUAACCUCUCACAAGUGUCAGAGUCCACAGACCAAGAAUUGGCCAGGAUUUGGGACCUAGAAGAAACCGAAAAAGAAUCAGAUUCUUCAGAUGCGAGGAAGAAAGAAAAAGAGAGAGAAAAAGAGAAUGAAAAAGAUGAAGUGUUUACAGCAGAUGAUUACAAAGAUUAUAGGGGACAUAGUACUUGUAUUAGUGAGCAAGAUCUUCAAGAACUUCGCAAGUUCACAACCUUGGAUAAAGUGGCACUUGGAAAGCUCAAAGAGCUCGAUGCAUUAAGUGCAAAGUUACUUAAAGACUCUCAGAAUCUUCGUGAUCUACGGGAGCGGCUCAUAUUGUCUCCAAAGUUGGGUUCACCAACAUCAACAUCUCCAAGGCAUGUUAGCAAAUCUGAAGCUUCUACUGUGGCGGCUGCUGCUGCUGCUGCUGCUGCGUCAACUGUAGCUCAGCCAAUAGAUAACAAACUGACAGAAUCAGUUGUAGACGAAAAAUUACGUCAAAUGUACCUUGACUCCAAUAUAGACGACUGGACUUUCAGUCCAAAAACGACAGAACAACAAAGGAGUCGACCAAAUUCCCAGUUGUCAACUGACAGUAAUGCCACUGAUUCGGAGAUUAUGGCCGCACUUGGGAUGAAGACCAGUGGAUCUCCUCGGCACAUGCGUGAUCAUCUCCCUAAAGGUCCUUCUCCUCUCCCAUCUUCAGACACAUCCUUAGGGGCAGCCAAAGACACAGUGGGCUUGUCAGACUUUAGCAUGAUGGGGCGGAAAACUCCAGAUCCUCUUAUUGCAGGAGAAAAAUCAAUGGGCACGUCAUCACCAACGUUCUUCACAGCAAGCAGUGAAAAGAUUCGAUCGUCAUCUCCUUUUGCACCUUCGAGGACGCGCCAGGAUGGUUACAUCAGUUCUCCUCGCUCAGGAAGCCCCAAGGACGCGACAAGGGCUAAGAAAGUCUCUGUGACACCAACAGGCUUUGAUCCCAAAAGGCCAGGAACUCCAUCUCUCAUGACUACUAAGGAGGUAAGUGGCCACAGCCCUCGUGCCACACCCCGUCUCAUGAGUCCAAAGAGUCCUAAGAGCCCCAAGAGUCCAAAGUCACCCAGGACAACCAAGAGUCCAUCACCAAUACGAUACUCGGAAAUUGGGAAAUAUGACUCUGGCAUCUCCACACUCAGCAGCAGUAUGAGCACAUCCUCAAGCAUCGAGAAGAGUCCUACCAGUCCAAGACCUGGAAGGAGAGCCUCACCAUAUAGAAGUGAACGCACUGAGAGGAUCGAGGAGAUGUAUUUACCGUCCGCUACCUCAGCUGCUAUGUUAGCCUCGGUUACAACGACAACAGCUCCUAUCAGCUUUCCAACGGCAUCCUUGACAGGGCCCAAGACUGAUCACUUCAAAUUUAGCACAUCAGGGGAAGGAUUGCUCAGAGAAACGAAGAUGUUUAGCCCUGCAACGAUCCUUGAAGAAUCCAUACAACCAACUACAACGACUUCUUUUUUACACAUAUCAACUUCAAAACCUGACAUAGUUAAUACAGCGCUGUCAGCUGAGAAGGCAGAUCAACGUAUGCCAUCAUAUAUAUCUGCAUCUCAGCCAUCACCAUCACCAGGCCUGGGUGUGACCUCAAGUAUUCCCACAGACUACCUCACCCUCAGUCCCAGAAGAACAAAUGCCAAAGCACGAACUGGGAAUGCCUUUGAAGAGGCAUCUUUUAGCACAUACAGUAUUUACGCAAUCACUGCUGACCCCAUUACAAGAGUCAGCAAAAGUAAAGCUGAUGAGAUGUUUCUUGAGGACAUGCUUAUGAGUUCCUCUGCCCCACCUCCUCCUCCUGCACCGACUUCAAGUACAUAUUCUCACUACUACACAGGUUCGAGGUCCAGUGUGGCUUCUUCCUCACUCCUUACUAAUACCUCACUGGCUGAUACUUAUCCCUCCAGUUUAUCAGUAUCACCAAGCAUGGAGGGGAAGUAUCAGGGUAAACAGCAAUAUCAGACAUCUCCAUAUAUCAAUGAGCCCAAAUACUCCACACCAGCCUACUUGAAUGCUGCUGGGGAGCUUAAAUUUGUGGGCCAACACACAAGGAGAUUUGACCACUUGGCUGAAAUUGAACCUGGGCGUCCAGAGGCUAGGAAUAGUUUUGGUGCUGAUAGUUCUGACUCUAUUUCUUCAUAUUCAUCAAGCUCUAGUUUCUACCCUUCAUCUGGUCCCGGAGGGAAAGAUGGACACAAAUAUAAAUAUCAGCCAAAUUAUAAUCAGCCUCCCCCAUACGGAGCACAGCCACCCACCUCACACAUUGUCAGUAGGUAUGUGCCCAUGGAAGAUAAUUUAAAGGGAGGAACUUCCCGAUAUAAACCCAUGUAUGGGUAUGAUCCUGCAAACCCGAUGCUGAGAGAACCUCCAUAUGAAUCCCCAGACUCUUAUAUGAAUACCUAUCCACCAAAAGAUAGAUAUCGACCUCAGCCAAAUGUUGCAGAAUCUCCAUUACUGAAGAGUGAGGAUUUGUCAGGGUCACUAAGGAAUAUGGAGAAUAUACUUUCCACAGCAGCCCAUGAUGCUCCUCCUCCUCCUGGACCUUCUCCCACACCACGGUCAAGGAGUCGAUACGACCGCUAUCAUGACAAUCGUAGACAUACCCAAGCUGUCCCUGCUGCCACAGGGGAGUAUCUGCGCUCACACCAGUGGACUGAUGGCAAGUCUGAGAGGCCUCUCGAGCUUAACCUCAAGAGAUAUAGCCCCCAGAAUGCCCAGGAGCAUCGACAGUUGGUGCAAGAAGCUCAGCCUCAUCAUGCCUAUUAUGACAGUAGCAAUGUCCUAGUUUCUCAGGCAGGAUAUAUUUCAAUCACUCAGGAGACAGUUCCUAUCAAGGCAAAAGCUCCAUUGGAGGAGAAGAAGAAAUUACGGCGAGGCUCAAGCAUGAAGUCUGCCCUUAACUCUAUGAGUAAGAUGAUACCUGGUAUUGACAUCAUGGGGAAGAGAUCCAGAUCACAUAGCCUGCCUUCUCGUCCCAUGCAUGAGGAUGAGGCUCGCCAUAAGGAAUAUCAGGCAACAACAUUAGGCAGGAGGAAAGAGAAAAAGAGCAGGUCUAUUAUGUCUACUAUGUCAGGAUUUCUGCAGAAGACACGGCGACGCGGCAGUAGCCUUUCUCUCAGAUCCCUCUCAGAUUCAGAACAGUCAGACAUGGAGAUUAGUCGACCUAUUCCCCGACGCACCAUCUGGGAUGAUGACAGUGAUAACAGUAGCUUGCUGUCAGACACAACGACUGCAGCAGAUGCUUUAUUUCCAACCAUGAAACAAACAAAGAAAUACAGCUCAACUUCCAGUAGUAAGGAGAACAUACCAUCUGGAGAGGCUGUUCCUGAGCCCCCUGCCAAAACAGAGGAGCCUCAGACUGACACAGCUGAAGAUACAUCAAGCACUGUUGAUGCUGAAUCACUAUUUCCAACUGUUGGUGACUUAAAGCGUUCUGACAGCCGAGAAAAGGAUGUAGAACCUAAACAGUCAUCAGGGUCUACUCGUGUGACUGGUGGUCGGCGAGAGUUCGCAGUGUCAAGAGCCCUUGGGAAAUAUAGGCAGCGUCACUCAUCUGCUUCCGCCCAUUCUGAUGACCAGAGUGGCUCGGAGGAGGCUACACGCGCCAGCAGCAGUGGGUCAGACAGUGGGUCUCGCCCUCCCAGCAACCACCAAAUACUCAGUCCUCUUCCAGCAGGUGACUUACCUUCCCAGUUACCUGUGGACCGACCCCCUGUGGGCCCAGGUGCACCUUUGACCUCCGAGCCCCCUGGAGAAGAUACACUUUCCCAGAGGGAUAAUGCAGCAGCUUCUGAAUUGCAGCAGGUGAACAACAAUAUAACUGAUCUAACACGAGACACCACAACUCAAGAUCGUGAUGCAGGCAACCAGUUUGGACUGCAGCAAUUUUAUAAAGAUGCAAACAUUCCACCGAAUGUAAAUUUUCCCUUGAGCGGCCAGGCGACCCUUCCCGCUGGUGGUACAUGUCCCCCAGCACCGACCUAUAAUGCCCCCCAACUCCCACGUGAUGCCAUACCCUUUCCUGGCCAAGCUCAACAAUCCUUCCCCCAAGUUCCUCAUGACCCAACCCUUUUCCCAGUCUCACCAAAUGCUAACACUUCUCUUGACUUCUAUGAUCCAAACUUCCCUGCAAAUGCAGGCUACUUACAGCCAAAAAACGGGGAAGCGCCCGCCCCUACCACUAGGACUGUAACAGCGGCGGUGACCUCGGGAUUCGGAGUGCUCCCCGCCGCCGCUGCCACACUCCAACAUCCCGUCAACAAGAAUAUCGACAUUAGCGUGUCGGGGGAGGCGGGCGAUAGUGACACGUCCGUCAGCGAGUCUGUAGGAGCUGAAGGAACUCCUUCACGGGGCAGAGACCCUACAAGACGUUCCCCUCCAGAUUCUGCCAAGGACCGGUUGGCCUUGCCUCCACAGAGGACACUCUCAGAAGAAGAUGACAACCGCUCUGUGCGAAGCUUCCGCAUGUCACGUGGUUCUUCAAGGCGGCAAAGCACUGAAGAUUCCAUUGACUCUGAUGAUGAGUGGUAUCGAUAUGAGCUUAGGAAAUUAGAGCUCAUGGAAGCUGACCAGUGGCGAGAACCGGAACUUGAAGAAUGUUACCCGAUGCAGCCAGAUGACAAUGUGCGCAACUUUAUGAAUGUGGUUUUGUGUGAGCUACAGGGGCGAGUACAGAUGAUUGAGUCAAAUAUGCCAGGAACUGAACUGGAGCCCUAUGAUGAUACCAUCUCCAGUGCAAAGUCAAAUGAAUCAGCCUUCUUCUCGGCUACAGGAGAUAGUCGCCAGAGUUCCCUUCGGUACUCUGAGUCUCAGGACACACAGGCAUCACAAGAAAGUGCUGUAUUUUCAAUGAUCAGUACAGAUGCAGUGCCAGCUAAAUCACGCCCAUCACAGCCUGUAAUGCGGCCCAGGAUUGACUCUGAUGAUGAGGGAUCGUCAGGUGAAACUUCAGGGCCAGACUCUCCUGAAGAAGACCUGGAGGAUGAUGAAGACGAUGUACCUGGACCAGUUGUUGCACCUACAGUGAUACAGACUAAGCCAGCUGUUCAAGUUGCUCCAGUGCCGCCAGUUAAACCUGUGGAACAAGCUACACCUAGACGAUUACUCCCAGUGCCUCCAACAGAGCCUGUUAGAACUGUGGUCCCAGAGAUCUUAGAGCAGCAUGAAGUUGCAGAAAUCCCCAUGGUCCCUCAACCAACCAUGGAAGCAGAGCCAGAAGCUGGUGACUUUGCCCUUGGUCAAAGAAUUACGCCCACGGAGGAGCUUCCUCCAGCUGAGCCUAUUCCAACGGAGCUUCCUCCCCAAGAAGUUUCGGAAGACAAGGCAGUCACGCCUCCGGAAUCUGUAACAGUUAGUGAAGACAUUCCAAAAGUGGAAACCGAGUCUGAGACGGACAAAGUAAUUAGCGAGACAAAGGACGAAAAAACAGAAAUAACAGUAGAGGGCGAUACCUCAGCAAGCGCGGAGAGUCAACAGUCCACACCAGCUAAAUUAAAGACUUUGGGAGGGCCGGGGAGUAAGUGGAAAUUGGUAAAGGCACUCAAAGAAAAGAAGGAAGAACAGAAGAAGGAAGAGAAGGAAGAGGACACCUCGCAAAACCGAGGUGGCCUCGAUGGCGUGGUCAGCAAACUCAUGCCUGGAGACAACCCCUUCUACAGCAACAUUGACAGCAUGCCGGACAUUCGACCCCGGAGGAAGUCCAUCCCGCUCGUCUCAGAACUGACGAUGGCAGCGACCAAGAGGAACGCCGGGCUGACGUCUGCGGUCCCGAGAGCGUCCCUCAACGACGAGGAAUUGAAAAUGCACGUGUACAAGAAGACGCUGCAGGCGCUCAUCUACCCGAUCUCCUCGACGACGCCCCACAAGUUCCUUCCCUGGACGGCCACCUCGCCCACCUACUGCUACGAGUGCGAGGGCCUCCUGUGGGGCAUCGCGCGGCAGGGCGUCCGCUGCGUCGAGUGCGGGGUCAAGUGCCACGAGAAGUGCAAGGACCUGCUCAACGCGGACUGUCUGCAGACUGCUUACAACUUGGCCAAGCACGCACCCUGGUUGCCCAACGUCGAGGUAAUCCAAGUGCUUGUAGAGAGAGCGGCUGAGAAGAGCAGCAAACAUGGCGCGGAGGACAAGACCAAUAACAUCAUAGCGGCCAUGAAGGAUCGCAUGAAAAAGAGAGAAAGGGAAACGCCGGAAAUAUUCGAGCUUAUAAGGAUGACUUUCAAGGUGGAUCCAGAUACCCAUAUAGAUUCACUUGAGAAAGCAGAAGAUAACGUUUUAGAGGGGACCUCCCAUUGGUCUUGCAAGAUUGCAACUACAGUGAUCUGCGCGCAAGGCCUAAUCGCCAAGGACAAGAGCGGGACAUCUGACCCUUACGUGACCGUCCAGGUGGGGAAGACGAAGAAGCGAACCCACACCGUCCCUCAGGAGCUCAACCCCGUCUGGAAUGAGAAGUUCUACUUCGAGUGCCACAACUCCAGCGACAGGAUCAAAGUUCGCGUGUGGGACGAGGACAACGACAUCAAGUCAAAGCUGCGACAGAAACUCACGAGGGAGAGCGAUGACUUCCUCGGCCAGACCAUCAUCGAGGUGCGCACCCUCUCAGGCGAGAUGGACGUGUGGUACAACCUGGAGAAGCGAACGGACAAGUCAGCGGUGUCGGGGGCCAUCAGACUGCACAUUUCCGUGGAGAUCAAGGGCGAGGAGAAGGUCGCGCCGUACCACGUGCAGUACACUUGCCUGCACGAGAACCUGUUCCAUUACCUCUGCGAGCUGGAGGGCGGCGCCGUCAAGCUGCCCAAGGCCAAGGGCGAUGACGCGUGGAAGGUCUACUUCGACGACCACGCGCAGGACAUCGUCGACGAGUUCGCCAUGAGAUACGGCAUCGAGAGCAUCUACCAGGCCAUGACGCACUUCCACUGCCUCUCCACGAAGUACCUGUGCCCAGGCGUGCCAGCCGUCAUGUCCACGCUGCUCGCCAACAUCAACGCCUUCUACGCCCACACCACCGCCUCCUCCGCCGUCUCCGCCUCGGAUAGAUUCGCGGCGUCCAACUUCGGCAAAGAGAAAUUCGUCAAGUUGCUGGACCAGCUGCACAACUCGCUGCGCAUCGACCUGUCCAUGUACCGCAACAACUUCCCCGCCAGCUCCAACGAGAAGCUGCAGGACCUCAAGUCAACGGUCGACCUCCUCACCUCCAUCACCUUCUUCAGAAUGAAAGUGCAAGAGCUGUCGUCUCCGCCUCGAGCCAGCGCGGUGGUCAAGGACUGCGCCAUCGCCUGCCUCAGGUCCACGUACCAGUUCCUCUUCGAGAACUGCUACGAGCUCUACAACAGAGAGUUCCAGGUGGACCCUCAGGAGAAGAAGGAGGCCGGCGAGCAGGGGCCGCGGCUGGAGAGCGUCGACUUCUGGCACAAGCUCAUCGCGCUCAUCGUGUCCGUCAUCGAGGAGGACAAGAACAGCUAUGCGCCCGUCCUCAACCAGUUCCCGCAGGAGCUCAACAUCGGGAACCUAUCUGCAUCCACCAUGUGGAGCAUGUUCGCUGUCGACAUCAAGUAUGCUUUGGAAGAGCAUGAGCAGCACCGACUAUGUAAGAGCAGCGAGUACAUGAAUCUGCACUUCAAGGUGAAGUGGCUGUACAAUAACUACGUGAAGGACGUGCCUCCAUAUAGAGACCAAGUGCCUGAGUACCCAGCGUGGUUCGAGCCGUUCGUCAUGCAGUGGCUGAACGAGAACGACGACGUGUCUCUCGAGUAUCUCAACGGUGCCUUCCAGAGAGACAAGAAGGACGAGUUCCCACCAAGUUCCGAAAACUCCCUCUUCUCCAACUCCGUGGUAGACGUGUUCACGCAGCUCACGCAGUGCUUCGGCGUCGUGUCGAAACUCGAGUGUCCGGACCCCGAGAUCUGGAAGAGGUUCAUGAAGAGAUUUGCCAAGACGAUCGUCAAGGUCCUCCUGGCUUACGCCGACAUCACCAAGAAGGAGUUCCCCAACUACGUCACAGAUGAGAAGAAGGCGUGUAUCUUGAUGAACAACAUCCAGCAGCUGAGAGUACAGUUGGAGAAGAUGUACGAGAAGAUGGGCGGAGAGAAGCUGGAGGAGGACGUCGCCACUAUCCUCAACGAGCUUCAGGCGUCCCUCAAUACUGUGCUCGACGAGCUUGCGCACAAGUUCGCCAAGAGCCUGGAGGUCCGCAUCGCCGUCAAGGUGAAGGAGAUGGGAGACAAGCUGGCGGCGGUGAAGGGCACGGGGCAGGUGCAGCCGUCGCAGCGCAACGCCGUCAUCGUGGAGGCUGACGACGUACUGGUGCCCCUCAUGGAUCUCCUGGAGGACUCGCUGUCUCUAUACGCGCAGUCUUGUGAAAAGACGGUGCUCAAGCGACUCCUCAAGGAGCUGUGGAAGAUCGUCAUGACUACCAUGGAGAAGACCGUCGUCCUGCCGCCGAUGACUGACAAGGCUAUGAUGCUUAAGAACCUGACAGACAACGCUAAGAACUUGGCAGCGAACGCCAAGAUCGAAGACAUGUCAAGAUUGUUCAAGAACCAACUCGCGGGCGGCAAAGACGUGAAGAAUGCUGUCUCCAACAUCAUGGAUAUCUCCAAGGACUUCGAGCGCAACCUGACGCCGAAGCAGUGCGCGGUGCUGGAGGCCGCCCUCGACACCAUCAAGCAGUACUUCCACGCCGGAGGAAAUGGCCUUAAGAAGAACUUCCUCGACAAGUCGCCCGAGCUGAAAUCGCUGAACUAUGCGCUGUCCUUGUACACGCAAACCACGGACACGCUCAUCAAGACCUUUGUCACCACACAGACCAAUCAAGGUUCUACAGAGGAAGGCACCGUCGGCGAGAUCAGCGUGCAAGUGGACCUGUACACGCACCCGGGCACUGGAGAACAGCGCAUCAACGUCAAAGUGGUGGCGGCGAACGACCUCCGGUGGCCGACAACGGCGGGCGGGAUGUUCCGACCGUUCGUGGAGGUGAACCUGAUCGGGCCGCACCUCGCCGACAAGAAGAGAAAGUUCGCCACGAAGUCCAAGUCGAACAGCUGGUCGCCCAAGUUCAACGAGAGUGUCCAGUUCUUGAUCGGCAGCGAGGAGGGACCCGACAGCUUCGAGCUCCACAUCUGCAUCAAGGACUAUUGCUUCGCUCGCGAUGACCGGCUGGUGGGCGUGGCCGUACUCCAGCUCAGGGACAUCGUCGACCAGGGAUCGUGCGCCACGUGGCUGUCCCUGGGCAAGCGGUGCCACAUGGACGAGACGGGGUGGACGGUGCUGCGCAUCCUGAGUCAGCGCACCAACGACGAGGUGGCCAAGGAGUUCGUCAAGCUCAAGUCCGAAGUUCGAGGAGAACCACCCAUCACCCAGUAAAGCAGGAGGAGAAACAGGAAAAACGGCGAAGGAGGAUGAGAAGACUAUGGGAGAAGAGGAGGAGGAGAAGGAGGAGAGGAAAGUGCAUAUAGACGCUGGAGGUGAAACCUCGAAAAAAGGAGAGAGAGAGUGAGAGAGGGAGAGAGAGGGAGGGAGAGAGAAAGAAAAAAUGACACUGUUCCUCCUGAAGCUGUGGAUGCGGUGUUGGUGGACAGCCUCGUUAUUUAGUGUUUAGUGUGUGUGUGAGUGAGGGUCGCGCCAGCCAGGGCCGAAGGAGCCCCAUGAGGGAGCUCCCCCGGCAGGAGCCUCGCCCCCCACGCCCCUCGAAGCCCUGGCGAGGUGGACCUCAAUCGUCCAUGGAGACUCGAUCCAUGCGAAGUCUGCGUGCAUGGCUGCUGAUGGGUCAUGAAGCACAAAUAUUGAAUUAGCGUAACUAAACAUUUGGGGUUAAUUGAUUAAUCUGGAUUAUUGUUGGGAUUUUACAUAUUGUAACUUUUUUGUAUCAUCAGAGCGAUUGUUAAUAGAUGUAUUGAGCCGGACCUCCCGCUGAUGUAGGCAGGACUGUUUAACGAUUACUCAUAGAUAAAACCAAAACCAAAAUGGGAUUUAAAAUACGAAGCUUGAAAAUACAGUACGUUGCGGCCGUGCAGGACUAUGAGAGGAAAUGUCUGUGAUACAGUAUUGUGACUGAUUACCCUGGACUCAAUGUAUGGACCGUCAAGAAGGUAUAGUAGAUAAGUGCAGAGUUACAAAAUAAUAAUCCGUACAGAAGCUAUGUGUUCUCACUUCAAUGGAAUACAAGUUCUCUGCUCUUCCAAACCUUGUUUAAAAGUUUGUAAAAUAGUAUUUUCAAUCAUUUAAAGAUGAUGGUGUUCAUUCUGUAUAAUAUAUUACUGGUAAGAUGUACAACAUAUGCACCAGUGGCAGUAAUAUAUAAUUAUUAUGGAAGUGCCCCAGUAGCUUCGAAGUGUCAGCGUGGCAAGCGCCGCCAUGCUGCUGUCCCAUUUUCUGUGCUGGUGUGAAAGAAAACGACUGAACCGAAGGGCUUACUUUCCCAUUUGCUGUUAAGUGGUCAUAGGGUAAGUCUGCUGUUUUGUGCUGCAUUACUCUUUACUUCUCUUUAAGCGAGAAAAAAGCGUUGAUAUUCUAAUUAAUCACGUGGUUUAAGUUGUGAGCACAAAUUCUUAUUUUUCUAUGUGAUCAUGGCACAUAUUAUCAAAAGGUGCACAUUCAUAUUUCGCCUUUGAUCAGAUUGAGUAAGCAAUCUAUAUUGUACAUAUCAUUUUACCCUUAGGUUAGUCUUUGUCUGUAAUUAUAUUCAUGAUUGGAUGACUGUUAAGUAUUUUCCCAAAUUUAUUUUAGCUGGUUCUAGUCCACAAGCGUCGGCCAUGGCGGGAGCAGGACGAGAUGUUCGUUCAUCAAACCCUCUAGUCUUUUAGCGGUGCAUUUAUUUGUCCCGAAACCCGCUUUAGUAAGCCACGGCCGCACACGUUGAUAGGGACGAUUUUCCUACUCACAACACGGAGAAAAUAGCCGUUAUCAGAAGAGGUGGAAAAGGCUCACUUUGACCGGUAGCGGGAUAUUUGUUGGUAGUUGAUGUUUACCGGCGUGUGUGUGCGUGUGUUAAGUCUGUUUCAUCUGGACUAUCAGUAUGUUUAUUAACAAAAAAUAUAAAUAAAACGGGCACAUAUUGUACCUGUUUAUUAUUGGCAUGUUUGAACUUUUGCCGUGACAGGCGGAGUAGUGCAAGGGCUGACGGCUGUAAGUAUCCAGGAGUAUUUUGUACAAGAUUCACAGCCUUGGGAACCGCUGAUGUUACCUGAUCACCGGUCCUGGUGAAGCUGCGUGCAAGUGUAUUGUAAAUAGAACAAAACGUGAAAAUUGCGAAAACAAAAACUAAAUUGAGGGAGUGGAAAUUUAAGACGAUGCUUGAUCACUAAACUCAUUUUCUAUAGACAUUGCCAUUUGUAUGCAUAACAGUGCUGGAUACGAAAUGUUUUCUUUCUCACACACACCAAAAAUUGCGAGGGUUUCUUUGGAAAUAGGAAUUGCCCGAGUACCAAACUGUAAAAAAACAGGAGCUAAAAGAAGCCCACUUUGUAUAUAAACCAGUCAAAAUAACUUAAAGAUACUCCCAGCGACCAGCCUAUGAUGAUGGCAAACUUAAAAGACAAACGAGGAGCUCUUCUGAGCGGCGCCUCCUCCUCGACCGCUGGAGCUCGGCCUCCAGACACCUCGAGUCGGAGGGACGGAGACCGGCGGCGGCGGCUGCGGCGGAAGGGCGUCGCGAGGGGGGUCGUUGCAUGCCUGUGCGAGCAAGGAUCAGAUUCUUCCAGUUGUGUGUGUAUAUAGUCGCCCUUAUACCCAAGAAAACUACUUUCAUGCUAUACACUUCUGUUGUCCGGUCUUUUCCUCCAUAGCACACAGAUCAUGCCUGGGGAGCGACCUGCGGACCCAAGGGGAAACGCCCGUGGAAAAAGGGAAAAGCUCUCUCCAGCCUCGUUCCUUUCCUUCCUCUGUCCCUGGCUGCGUUUGUGGUUCAGUUCCUCGUCAUCCCGACACCACGUUGCAUCUGGUGGUGCGAGUUGGCCGUACGAGCAUCCCCAGGCGUGUGACAUAACUUAUACCUAAAAAGAAAAAAAAAACUUGUAUUGUUACGUGUUGGCAUGCUGUUACCGACUCGAAGAGGCCAGGGGAUUCUUUCUACGACCUGAGGUGACCAAAAGAAAGGGGAAAAAAGAAAAGAAGAGAAGAAAAGGAAAGACCAAGCAGGUUCCAAGAAUCCUCUGUCCGCCUCUUUACCCUAGAUUUUUAUGAUCCCACCUAGUUAUCCCACGCAGCAUGAAUGGCAAGGUCAUCACUACAGGAUAUGUAAAGAGACCUCACAGGGAAGAUGUGCAGUCUCAGUUCAAAGCUUUUUGAGUCAUUACACCCAUCUAGAUGUAAAUAUGUCAUUUAUCAUCGUGAGUGCGAUAAAAAAUAAAAAUCAAGACCUAUUUGAUCCGUAUCACACCUCUCUUAGUCGGUGGCUAUGCCUUUAGUUCGCUCCCAUGGUGGUACCUUGCCCAUUUGUUGACUUCAACUAUGGGAGACCACGAUCCCAUUUUUGACAACUUGUGUGCCUUUCUGUACCAAUAAUAAGUCCCAGGGUGGAUCCACGAACUUUAGUUGUUUCCCCCUCACCAUAGACGCAGCUCCAACAUGGCGGUGGGUACGCGGACAGUGCGGGCGGUCACACACUAUCACACGACACCAUAAGGACAUAAUACACCCCCGCGGCGCAGACACAUACAAACGCGCCACCGGGAAGGACACUUACCUCUAGGGAUACACUUACAUGUGCUACUCAAACCACCAUACUUUUCUUCUGGGGGUACACUGUAAGACUGUCUGGGACAUACAUAAUUGUACAAUAUAUGGGGUGUAUAUACACACAUUUAUGACAAGGCAGCACACAUAUUCCAUUAGGGACACACGUCAUCAAUGUACGUAAAGUUAUACAAGCGUCAGCCACAUAUACAACUUGAAGGGCACUUUUAUUGGCACUCGAAUGGUGCACAUUCAAUACAAUUCAGGGACAAACACACAUUUAAACUAUUAACAUAUAGACGUCAGUACACAUUCAGUGACAUAAAUACCCAACGGUUUACACGAAUACAAUUCCAUACACACGCGUAUACAUACAUAUUCCCUCUGGGCCUUACACACAUGCUCAUAUACACGUCCCCUCUUCGGGCCCUAUACAUACGCACAUACACACACACACAGUCGGCCGCCACAUACUCUGUGAGCCCGAGAGUCUUGUGAGUAACUUGAAGAAUACCAAGCGGUGCUCGCAGAGGCCUCUCGCGAAAGGAAAACCAGGCAGAACGGCAGGCGGUGUGAGAUGCUGCUCACAUAUAACGUGUUAAUCCUACUUGUAUCUGUGUAUUUCUAAACAAAUUAUAAAACGCAACUCUCUGUGUAUGCCAUUACAGUUAUAACUAAUGCAUUAAACUAUAUAAUGUAAUGAAACACUGUACGUCUGUUGAUAACUAUACAAAGGGUAUCAUAAUGCAUGUUACAAUGCUUAUUUGUGAAUAUCGUAAUGCUUUCUCUUGCUCUCAGUCUCUUCGUAUACUAGGGGUUCCAGCUGUCCCGCCCUGCACUGCCUGCCGUACGACCACGCCACCGCCAGGGGCUAUGGCCAGUCAGAUGAUUUUUUAUUUUCCACUUGGUAUCGCUGUCCUCUGAAGAUUCUCGUCAGAUUUUCUUGUUAAUGUGAGUGGGAUUGAAGACGAAAAGUUUGGGUUUCCGUUGGUAGAUGUGAAUGAAGAGCUGCCUUAUUUUUUUGUUUCACAUUUCCUUCCUUUGGAUCAGAUCCGAUGGUUAGUACAACUCACAGGUUCGUCUUCUGUCCCAGUGUCGAAUGGUUAUUGGCAUUCAUAUUAUAUCAUAUUAAUUCCCAAGUGAAUCGUAGUCCUAUAGUUGGUUUUGUUAAUAUUAUUCCUCUAUCUGAAAAUAAAGGCCCUUUGAGUAAAA
Penaeus chinensis is the source of this 14138-nucleotide messenger RNA. RefSeq names its product protein unc-13 homolog A-like (gene unc-13). Bases 732 to 9617 code for a protein of 2961 amino acids. Gene Ontology annotation, cellular component: synaptic vesicle membrane; terminal bouton; presynaptic active zone cytoplasmic component. The record is from RefSeq and is a predicted model, not a curated record. Gene Ontology annotation, biological process: neuromuscular junction development; synaptic vesicle maturation; synaptic transmission, glutamatergic. The transcript has 27 exons. NCBI's taxonomy places the organism in Eukaryota, Metazoa, Arthropoda, Malacostraca, Decapoda, Penaeidae. Gene Ontology annotation, molecular function: syntaxin-1 binding; calcium ion binding; diacylglycerol binding.